This is a messenger RNA of Lethenteron reissneri (Far Eastern brook lamprey), 4432 nucleotides long. RefSeq names its product zinc finger protein 239-like. NCBI's taxonomy places the organism in Eukaryota, Metazoa, Chordata, Hyperoartia, Petromyzontiformes, Petromyzontidae. The record is from RefSeq and is a predicted model, not a curated record.
GUCAUCUCCUGCUGCCGCGUGACGUCACGGAUACCAGGAAGCUGCCGAUCCGCGCGCGCUCUCACUGAGAUCCGAGCUGACGCUUCUUCUGACGCUUCCUCAGCAGAAUUGGUCUGAUGGAGCAAAGGCACUCAGCGCAACUCGGUACAAAAAGACAACAAUGGGACCAUUAUGCAAACAUCAUGGAUUGUGCUGGAAGUGUGAUAUGGCACCAGAGAACUCAAAGAGGAGAGAAACCCUUCAAGUGCACUGUGUGUAAGAAGGCAUUUUCAUGGUCAUCAGUUCUUCAAAAACACCGGAGAACACACACGGGCGAGAAACCCUUCAGGUGUAGUGUGUGUGGGAAGGCAUAUUCAGAUUCAUCUGUUCUUAAAAGACACCAGAGAACACACACAGGAGAGACACCCUUCAGGUGUAGUGUGUGUGGCAAGACAUUUUCAUAUUCAUCUGCCCUUAAAAGACACCAGAGAACACACACGGGAGAGAAACCCUUCAGGUGCACUCUGUGCGGAAAGCCCUUUGCAGAGUCAUCACAUCUUAAAGAACACCAGAGAACACACACAGGAGAGAAACCUUUCAAGUGCACUGUCUGUGAGAAGGCAUUUGCACAGUCAUCACAUCUUAACAUACAUCAGAGAACACACACCGAAAAUAAACAUUUCAAGUGCACUGUGUGUGAGAAGGCAUUUGCUCAAUCAUCAGGUCUUCAGAUCCACCAGAGAACACACACAGGAGAGAAACCCUUCAAGUGCAGUGUAUGUGGGAAGGCAUUUGCACAGUCACCACAUCUUCAUAGACACCAGAGAACACACAGGCAUCAGAAGAUCCCCAAGGAGUGUAGUCUGAAAUCGACUUGUGAAAGUCAAAGUACUGCAAUGAGCCCAUCCCUCCUGAAAAAAGAACCAGAAGUGAAUUCCAGCUUGGAGACUAUGAAAUGUAUCAAGGUGGAUUUUGAAGAGGCGACAGUGAAGAGCGAAGAAGUGAAGGUGAAAUGUGAAGAUGAAGAUUCAACUCUAAAAUCGGACCUUCACAUCGAUGGAGGCAACGUGAAGCAGGAGGAGAAUUCUGACUGUGAGGCAGAGCGAAGCAACUCCCAGCAGUUUGUGGAAGUGGAGGUGUGGGUAGACUUCUUAGACAAUACAAAGCCAAAUAGAGACCCUCUAGAUGUGUAAGCUUGAGACAAUGAAGCUCCAUUAGAUUUGCCUUUGUCAAAGGCCUUUAAUGAAAGAAUGUGAAGUUGAACAGCCAAUUCCUAGGUUCAACUUGCAGAGUAAGAGCGGCCAGUAUUUGCGGACCUGUGGGUUGGGUAGAUCUGUAACUAGGAGCGAGAGCCAAAAAGCUCCCAACCAUUCACUAUGUUAUAAUAAUAUUAGCAUUCAUAUGGUGCUUGCUUAAUCGCCUCAGCAACUCGGAGUUUUGUAUCAUAUCUCAUCACAAACACUCGAAGAGCACGCCUUUUGGCAUCCUCUGGUCUAACACGGUUUGAUACUAGUAUUGAAAGAAAGCUGUCUCUGGUGUGGACCAAUCAGUUUCAAAGACAAUGCAUAUAUUAUCAGUGUUUUUUGUUUGCAUUCUGACCCCAAGUAUUGUGGUUGAUGCAGACAAGAUUCCUUGUAAAAGGUUCAGUUUGGUGUUUUAACAUCUCAACACCUGAUUUGUUGCCAUAAAAAAGGGGACAACCUAUUCUCACUCGAAGAGCAUGUUGUAUAUAUGCCUUGUGCAUUGUUAGGGGCAACCACGGGUCAGCUGUAUCGCGCAUGUGCAGAUGUGUGCUUUGGCGCGCUCAGCAUAGUAAUAUAAUAAUUAAUUGUACUAAAUUGUUAUAUCAUGGGACCUCCUUCGCCUUUUGGCGUCCUCUGGUCUAACACUGAGACUAGGCUCGAAAGAAAGCUGUCUCUGGUGUGGACCAAUCAGUUUCAAAGACAACGCACAUUAUCAGAGUAUGUUUUUUGUUUGCAUUCUGACCACAAGUAUUGUGGUUAAUGCAGACAUGAUUCUUCAAAAGAUUUCAGUUUCGUGUUUUAACAUCUCAACACCUGUUUCCAGAAAAAAGGAGAAAACCUAUUCUCACUCGAAGAGCAUGUUGUGUCUAUGCCUUUUCCAAAAAUGUAUAUUAAGAGUGAUUCAGCCUAUUUUUUUGUAAUAAUUUUGAUCGGGAUGUAGCGCUGCUGCCUCCUGCCUUGCCACACAAAAGACAGCUGGAGGAUAAUUACUCACAAGCCCGUUUGGGAAGUCAUAAAAUGUAAUAAAAAACGGCAAACUCAAGGGGGGCUAAUGAGAUUCUGCUGGAAAUCCCCAGUUGACUUCAAGAGAAGGCUGCCAUAAAGGAAACGAUGGACAAUAAAACAAACACAAGACGGAAACAGCAGGGGUCACCAACCUCCCUUGGACAGCAAAAUCCACCAAGGGCAGUUAAUCAUUAUGAGCUGUUGGGUUUUAAAAAUACAACAGUAAAGUUCGAAGCUUAGCUCUAGCUUUAACCUCAGGAUAUAAAAAUAUAAUUUGAGAAUAAUAAGCACGGUUCUCUGGUGAUACAGACUGGGAAAAGUUUAAUAAAAUCCUCGGAAAAUCUUUGGUAACAACUAUGGUUGUCCACAAAUCUUGGUUACACAUGAACCAAAUAGUAAUUAUGAACGUAUUAGACCUCGAGUCAUUCAAAAGAGAUACAAAACUGCGGAAAGUGGUACGGUACCAAUCUGUAAGAGGUGUAAAAUAUAUUGUGUUUACUUCCAACCCUUGAUGAGAAGACGGAAUACAUGGCGACAGCAAGCACACCCGUGCACAAUAGGUCACGACUUCAAACGCCACAGCGCCCCUUUGAGAGAGACUGCAAGUCUGAUGCGAAAAAAAUUUAACACUUCCAACCCGUGGUGGGACCGUGGGGAACGCUGCCCAAAACUUGCACAGAAACGUGGCGGUAAUGAAGACAUCCAGACAACAAACAGCUCACGCGACUUCAAAAGGAAAACAGCUGCCCCUUUGUGAGAAGAAAAAGCCCGAGGUGGAAAAAUUCAGAUAUUAGCAAGAACAGAAAUCAGUACUUCUCAAAGAAUCGGCCAACUGCAACUGUGGAGAAGUCCAAACCAUUAAGCACAUCACCUAUGAAUGCUCCAUCCAUGCACAUCUUGGCGGUCUGGAUGAGGAACCUUUGUGUAGUGACAUCGGGGAUGUCACUGUGCGAUGUCCUUACAUCGCGGACAGCACUGGGAGGGUUUGCUGUGUGAUGCCAGGUCUAGCACAGCACAGCGUGCGAUGCACCAUCAUCGCGUACACCCCGUAGGCGGGUGUAGUACCAGCCCUAUGGGGCUUGGUGUGCGCUGGGAUAGCGCGGGCACCACGCAGAGCGUGUAGUGCGGGUCCCCACAAGGGGGAGUGGGAGAGUGUCAGCCCAGGGGCAGGGUUGCCCUGGGCCAUGGCACUCUGGUUGACCCCGUAGGCACGUGAUCCGGUGUGUCCAUAGAGGCCCCCAGGUGGGGGGGGCUAGGGGGUGAUCACGUGUCUGGGGAGAGCUCUCGAGGGGGAUCGAUAGGGCACUAGAACGCUCGAGAAGGCAGGCGAGGCCGAGGACGGAGCUGGCCCUGACCCGGGAGGAUAUAAGGUGGGACUCUGAAAGGGACCUGGGUCGCUACAUUCUACAUGCUGCAACAUCCACGUCCUACAAGCUGGAAGCUCUACGUGGUCGGGACCCGAGUGAGGGUCAGACCCUUUGUAGUUGUAACUCCUGCGUAUAGGGUAGUUAGCUGGGUGGUCACCACCCGAGGUGUAUCUGGUAAAGGGGCAGUUACCCCUUUUGUGUUACGUGUUGAUGUUACAAUAAAUGUGUUGCCUCUAAAGAACAACAUCUGCGACUCAGUUGGACUCACUAGAUUUGCAUUCCUUUAUGACGAUCAUUAAAAAGAAAAACUUGCUUUUCACAAUGCCACACAAAAGAAGAAGUACUGUGAGUCAGGCUCCAGGGAUUGCCCUCAUGACUGGCAAAUUGAUAGGGAGCUCUGCAUCAGCAGAAGCCGCGCAUCAGAGUUUUUUUUAUUGAGAGAGACUGCCAGCCAAGGCUGGUGCUCGCAGUAUUACAAUACAAAUGUGGGGAAGAGUGCCGUAGCAUUACUAUUCCCGGUGACGAGGUCGCUGUGGACGGCCAACACGAUCAUAGAGUGACAAUCGUUCCGAUUGUGCUCUGAUCAAAGUCAAACCUUCGAGGGAAAACUGGUGCAACCACUAUUUGUGAGAGUGCCCCUUUAAAUCGCAACCCACAGGCGAAGUUUAAUUGAGGGUCGGAUCAGAGACUGACAUGGAACGAUAGAACUCGAUCUGUAGCGUGUGUUCUCUGCAACGCGAGUCAUACAGACAACUGGUUACAAACGCCAUGAGGGGAAAGGCCAAUCUAAAUUGGCCCUCCCCCCCACGGCACUGCCCACCACAGCGUUGCCAGCAC